GACAAGAAGUUUAGAAACAAAUAUAUGUAUAAUUAAUAUCUGACAGAGAUAUAGUCUUGCUAUAAACCAAAGUAACAACAGGUUAUGGGCCCAGUCUGCCCGAUUUGAGUGGAUGGAAAUUGAGGUUAACCGCGUGGCGACGCAAAAGUAAAAGACGGGUGGAAAGUUUCUUUCAAGCCGGGGAAAUGGCUGUGAACAUUAAAAAUUAUUUUAAUAUUGAUCCGUUGCACAGUGGUCCCAAAUCGUGAAAUCGUGGCCAAAACCCCAAAAAAUAAUUUUACGGUAUGGAGGUUUUACCUGUUGGAAUCGGCAGUUUAAGGAUGUCUCUUUAGGGUAGGGAAAAUGAAAUGAGUCAUAUUUUUAUACCUGGAUGGCAAUUGCGAUCCAAACUUCGGCUUCGUAAGUCAGUCAUUUGUCGAGAGCGUAAGCGUCAAUUCGUACCACAGAGUGAAAAGUGCAUAAGUUUUUUUAGAAGACAUCAAUUUCAAUUCUGCAAAAUGGAUGCUGUUCCUGGAACAUCUUCCAAUAGUGAAAUAAUUUUGACCAGAAAAGAAAUUUAUUUCAUGGUAAAAGGCCAUUUAAAUCACCCAACGAGGGAUAUUCUUCAAUGUUUAGAGGAGCAGCUAAGUCAGAAAACGUUACACAUGAUCAAAAUAAUCGAAAAGGAAAGAAUUUCUUUCUUUGCCAAACUAUUUUCUAUCAUGAAGAAGAAAUGGAUCAAAUCAAGUAGAUGCGAGAAAUUUUUUUUGGAGAAAAACACAGAAUGGCUCAGUGUUUCACUAGCGAUCCGCAUACCAGCCGCAAUUACAGAAUCAUCUGAAAAGAGACCUGGUCGACCUUUUUCACAAUUCGACGGCUUAAGUGAAAGGUCUAAACGAAGAAAAACCGAGGAAAUUCGAAGAAACUUUUCUCCCGAACAAUUGUCUUACGCUAUACAGAUGAGUCUUCGAAGUGCAGGAGAAGUAGACGCUUCGAAAGUUAUAAAAGAUAUAACUUCACCGAAUACAUCAAGAGCUACAGUUUACAGAAGAUCUGUGGAGAAAGUUGUUGAAACAACACUGUCCGGUGAUGCUGCUCUGUCACUGAUAAUUGAAAAUAAAUUAUCUAAGAGGCAAUAUCUAGGAUUGCGGACUACAAGUAAGGAAAAUAAUUGCAAUUUAUAUCCGCCAUACAACAUGGUAUUAGAAGCCAAAAGAAAAUGUUAUCCGUCCGCAGUGGAUAUUACAAUUACAGAAUAUAGUGCAGAGGUAAAACUGCAAGCUUUAUUGGAUCAUUCAAUUCAACGGAUUUUGUUAAUUCAGAAUGACAUUAUUAAAAUUUUGACCCCAUCAAAGGUACGACAAAUGACUUUGAUUUGCAAGUGGGGAUGUGAUGGAAGUUCCAGUCAAAGUAUGUACAAACAAAUAUUUACUGUUGAUGGAAAAUCCGAUUCAGAUAUUUUUCUGACAUCACUUGUGCCACUACAACUUACAUCUGGAGAUAAAACCAUUGUAUGGAAGAAUGCAAAGCCAUCAUCCCCUCGAUUUUGUAGGCCCAUCAAGAUUCAGUUUACUCAAGAAAGCACGGAAGUAAAUAUAAACGAAACAAAAUAUAUUGAAGAACAAAUAAAAAAACUUGUUCCCUUCGAUACGAUAAUAGAUGGGAAAGAAAUUUCAAUUUCGUAUAAACUUGCGUUAACCAUGAUUGAUCGUAAGGUAUGCAACGCGAUCUCAUCCACCUUGUCCACUCAACGCUGCUAUUUGUGCGGAGCAACAGCAAAACAAUUCAAUGAUGUUAAUAAAAUGCUGCAACAAGAAAUUAAUGAAUGUUAUCUUCGCUUUGGAUUGUCAACGCUACAUGCAUGGAUACGCUUUUUUGAAUGUUGUCUGCACUUAUCAUACAAGCUACCAACAAAGAAGUGGCAAGCUCGCAGCACCGAAGAAAAACAGAUAGUGAAAGACCGUAAAGAAAUUAUUCAACGAGGUUUUCAACUACAACUGGGGCUAUUAGUAGACCGUCCGAAACCUGGAUUUGGUAGCACCAAUGAUGGUAAUACGGCUCGCCGUUUCUUUGAAAACUACCAAAUAUCGGCAUCAAUAACUGGAGUUGAUGAAGAUUUAAUUAAAAGUUUUUUCGCAAUACUGCAAGCAAUUUCAAGUGGCCACGAUGUAAAUUUGGUCGAAUUUAAAAAGUACGCUGUUGAAGUGGCAACAAGAUUCGUCGAACUAUAUCCGUGGUAUUACAUGCCAACUUCGGUGCACAAAAUUUUAAUACACGGCCCAGAAAUAAUAAGUUACGCAUUGUUACCGAUUGGACAAAUGUCUGAAGAAGCACAAGAACACAGCCACAAAUAUAUUAAAAGCUUUCGGAGAGAUUUUCCACGAAAAUGUUCUCGUACAAAAACAAUGGAAGAUGUAUUCUUGCGGCUCUUACUAUCAUCAGAUCCAUAUAUAUCAAAUUUAAAAAAAGAAUAAAAAAAAA
Molecule: messenger RNA, 2460 nt
Organism: Colletes gigas
Lineage: Eukaryota; Metazoa; Arthropoda; Insecta; Hymenoptera; Colletidae
Exons: 2
Coding region: 348-2453 (701 amino acids)
Source: RefSeq, a predicted model, not a curated record